This is a messenger RNA of Cicer arietinum (chickpea), 1556 nucleotides long. Its product is annotated as transcription factor MYB83. Lineage: Eukaryota; Viridiplantae; Streptophyta; Magnoliopsida; Fabales; Fabaceae. The record is from RefSeq and is a predicted model, not a curated record.
UCAACUCUUCAUGUCUCUCUCCAAACCGUUUUUCUACUAGACUCAUCAACCAACCCCUCUUUCUCUUUCUCUCAUAUACCUCUUCCCUAAUUUGUAAGCAAACCCCACAACCAUCACCAUCAUCAUUAUCAUCAUCAUUCCCACCCUAUGAAGCUUCUUUCUUAUUAUAAAUAAAUAUAUUUCUUUCUAUAAAACCUUCUCUUAUAUAUCUACAUCAAAGGAGCUAUAGGGAAAUAUAUAUAUUUUUUCCUAUCUAUCAAAGGGUGGGGGUGUAAAUAGUAAAAUGAGAAAGCCAGAAGCAUCAACCGGAAAAAACAACACCAACAAGCUUAGAAAAGGUUUGUGGUCACCAGAGGAAGAUGAGAAGCUGAUGAACUACAUGUUAAACAGUGGACAAGGUUGUUGGAGUGAUGUGGCUAGAAAUGCUGGGUUACAAAGGUGUGGAAAAAGUUGUAGGCUUAGAUGGAUCAAUUACUUGAGGCCUGAUCUUAAACGUGGUGCAUUCUCACCACAAGAAGAAGAACUCAUCAUCCAUUUCCAUUCACUUCUUGGAAACAGAUGGUCUCAAAUAGCGGCGCGAUUACCAGGAAGAACGGACAAUGAAAUUAAGAACUUCUGGAAUUCAACAAUAAAGAAAAGACUAAAAAACAUCUCAUCCAACACGUCGCCAAAUGCAAGUGAAUCAUCGUACGACCCUAACAAAGAUCCUAACAACAUGGGAGGGUUCAUAACUUCUUCAACACAAGAUCAAAAUAUUGAUCAUUUUAUGCCUAUGUUCAACACUUCAUCACCAUCAAUGCAAAACACAGUUCUCAAUACCAUCCUAGAGCAUGGAAUAAACAUGUCAUCUUCUAUUGGAGGUGGAUUCUUCAACAAUGCUACAACAGGAACAUAUUUCUCACAGAAUCAUGACAACAAAAGUUUUUAUUUGGAGAAAGUUUUUGGGAGUGUAAAUAUUAAUGGUGGAGAAGUGGAAGAAAUGGAGAUGUAUAAUGUUCCUCCUUUAGAGAGUGUUAGUGUUACUUCUGAAAAUAAUAUAAAAGUGGAGAAUAUAAAUGCAUUAUGCAAUGGAAAAGAUACUAACAAUAUUAGUAGUUAUCACUUUGAUGACAUAAACAACAACAUUAAUGUUAACAACUCAUGCAAUGGUAGUGAUGAAAAUAGAGCUCAUCAUGAGGUGGAGAAUUUAUUUCAUGAAGAUUUAAAUGUUGGAGAUUGGGACUUGGAGGAGUUGAUGAAAGAUGUUUCAUCAUUUCCCUUUCUUGAUUUUUCAAAUUGAUUCAACAAGCAUUUCUCAUAAUUUUACCUUUUUUAUUUUAUUUUUUAUAUUGGAUGAUAUAUUAAAACCUUUGUAAUAUUUGUAUUUUUGCUAUUAUACAGUACAGAUGAGGAGUAAAUUUUACUGAUUAAUAGGUAUAGGAAUGAAAUAAAAGCCAUGUAAUUAGUCUUGCAAAUUUGUCAAAUUGAGGUCAUUUUGUAAUUGUAUUUGUAUCCCACAGAAGCCUACUGUAGUUAUAUAAAUAUAUACAAGAAUCUAUCAUAUAUUAUGAUAUGUA